AUGGCUGAGGCGGUUCCUGAUCUCACAGAUGAUCAGAUUGAGCAGCUCUUAAGCGCUGCUGAACGCUCGCUUGCUGAACGGGUCCCCGAGACGACCGCCGUCGCGGUCAAGAGCAAGCAGCAGAGCCUCGCAGCGAACGCAACAAAAGCUUCUGCUGCCCAGGCUGGAGACGGAAGUGCUGGUAAAGAUGUUGUGAAGCCGUCUGAGGAGCUUGCACUCCGUGUACCGCAUCUCAAGUCCAAAGAGAAGAAGGCUCUUCCAGACAACGCUGGCGCCAAAUGGAAUUACAUGCCGCGCACAAAGAUCGAGGACCCCAAAGUGAAGCGAGAGUUUCAGCUUCUGCGGCUGAGAGGUGUCCUGGACCCAAAAAAACAUUUCAAGAAAGACAACCGCAAGGCUCCCUUUCCUCAAUACUCCCAGAUGGGUACUAUCAUCGAAGGCCCCACUGAGUACUACAGCGCCCGCGUCAACCGCAAGGAUAGGAAACAGACCCUGGUGGAGGAGGUCUUGGCUUCCGGCGAAGCAAACAGCAAGUUCAAGACGAGAUACGCAAAAAUUCAGGAGAAGAAGACGAGUGGCAAGAAGGGGCACUACAAGAAGCUUAUGGCGCGGCGGAAACGUGGUUGA
Molecule: messenger RNA, 627 nt
Organism: Cryphonectria parasitica EP155
Lineage: Eukaryota; Fungi; Ascomycota; Sordariomycetes; Diaporthales; Cryphonectriaceae
Product: Fcf2-domain-containing protein
Exons: 2
Coding region: 1-627 (208 amino acids)
Biological process (GO): RNA processing
Cellular component (GO): nucleolus
Molecular function (GO): RNA binding
Source: RefSeq, a predicted model, not a curated record